Ceratina calcarata is the source of this 569-nucleotide messenger RNA. RefSeq lists its product as uncharacterized. The record is from RefSeq and is a predicted model, not a curated record. Lineage: Eukaryota; Metazoa; Arthropoda; Insecta; Hymenoptera; Apidae. Bases 286 to 516 code for a protein of 76 amino acids. The transcript has 4 exons.
ACAUCCUUAAUCAAUUCCCGUCGCGUUUAUUUUGGCGACACUAUAAUUUUUCACCGUUUCAUGUUUUCUGAAAUGGAAUUAUUUGGUCGGCGAAUGUUUGGCGAGAUCGAGCGCAGGCGAGCCGGCGAAAGGAAACGAAUGAAACGGCUCGAUCGCCACAGUCCGUUGUUCUUGUCACCGGAUCUCACCAAACUUCCUUCGGCAACCCCUAAAAUUCCCGGCCCGUUCGACGAAUUAACAACCAGUGCCUUCAAAGUUUGAGCCGAAAAAAGAACGAAAUUCAACAUGUGUGACCACUGCGCAAAAGUUACAAGUCAGAAGGGGUACGCCGGACAGGUGACGUGCAAAUGCGAGCACGGUGAGAAGGGGAAGGAAGGGAAGGAGAAGGACUUUGGCGGCUGUUGCUCGCGGAAGGCGAGGGAAGCCGCCGGUGGAUGCUGCAUGUCCGGCUGCUGCAAGGACAAUAAGAAAAAGGAAGCUGAAGCCCCUUCUAAAUGCUGUGCCGAUAGAAAAUGAUCUUAUUCUUUCUGCAUAAAUAAAAAUUCUGUAAUUCGCAACCAGCCAAUGUA